CUCCGGUGACCAUCACUGUGAUGAUUCCUGUGAGACGGCCAAACUCAAUGCCCCCUUUGGCUCCUCUAUGCACCUCGGCUGCAUGUUUGAAAACUUGCCCUUGAGCUCCUCCUCACGCCCACGCUCGGUGUUGUGGCUCCACAAUGCUAAGUCCAGAUUGGUCAACGUCUCGUCCACAGGAAAUAUUCAAUUCCUGGACCCCAGGGAUGGCCGGGUGAAAGCCUUUCCCAUCCAGAGCUCUCAAGGGGACUACUCCAUCCGCAUCGAUGAGCUGCAGGAGUCUGACCUGGGGUGUUAUCGCUGUGUGCAGGGUGGCCGAUGUCUCCAAGUGGAAGUUACUGAAAAAGGUGGACUGAGUGAAGAGAUGUGGCUAGUCAUUUACGCCGCUACGGCUUUAGCAAUCUUCAUCUUGAUCCUGGGUGUCUGCAGCUACUGCUGUGUGAAAAGUUCAUGUUGCUGGGAUCAAAGUACACCAGACUACGUGAACAAUGUCAGCCAUACAGCAGUUGUCUUUCCUCCACCUGAGGAAACAAGCAGAGGCACAGGAAGUGAACAGCAGAGAGGAGCUGAAAAUAAUCUACUUAUUUAUGAAAAUGAUGAACAUGACCCGGCCCUACAUCAGAAUGUCCAAACCAGAUAUCACCAUGAUCUGAGUGGAAUCCAGCCCGAUCCAGACAGAGGCCAAUCUCCUGCCAGGAUGGAGAGUCAGAGGAAAAAACAGGGAUUUCACAGAGAGCUGUUCACCAGAUUACGGCAAGCAAGUCUAAGUCGUCAUUAUUAUGUUAACCAAGUUGAACUGACACAGCAAGCUACAUCAUCUCGAAUGGAGAAUCAUCACCGAGCGAGUUUCUGGAGGAAGAAAGCCAAGACAAAACACGAAUACAAAAACCCGAUUUACAACAACAGCACCGACCAGCUCAACAGACUGUAGAGAACCAAGGCCAAAGAAGAAGCCGCUGCUGAGGCAUUUUCAGUAAAUGGAUCCAGCUACAGAGCUAUUUAUUCAUUGUUUAUUUUACAGUUGAGAAAAGUGCUUUUAGAUCAGGUUGUGAUUGAUUCAUUGUGUCUCAGUAUUGUAAAUAACUGCACAUCGCUUGCACAAUUUUAGGCUUUUAAAUGCAUAUCCAAAAAUGUGAUUACCGUCCCUGCAGUGUUAUACAAUCCCACAGAGAUUUUCUGUAUGAAUGCACCUGUGAGAUGGAAGAGUAUUUGGACUUGAUAAAUCAAUGAUCAUGUUUUUUAUAAGCGUCAGAUUGGAUUGCUGAAUUACAUGCAAACAAGGGUUAGACACACACAACGCCCUCUCUGCAGAACCGACCAGAUCUUCUGUCUAAUA
This is a messenger RNA of Myripristis murdjan (pinecone soldierfish), 1336 nucleotides long. RefSeq lists its product as uncharacterized. Lineage: Eukaryota; Metazoa; Chordata; Actinopteri; Holocentriformes; Holocentridae. The coding region runs from base 68 to 931 and encodes 287 amino acids. The transcript is spliced from 11 exons. The record is from RefSeq and is a predicted model, not a curated record.